AUUUAUUCUAUCUUGGACACAGAAGGGAAGCAUUUUCUAAAUAUAAUGUCCCUUCACUUCUUCCACCACUAACCUGACACUGUCCUUCCACGCAAGAAUCACGUUGAAGCAACCCACUCUACGCCAAUCCAAAAAGCCAAAACCUCUUUCCUUAUACAACAAGACGCUGCGCUACGCGGUCACUCCGCGCCCACCUCCACCUCCACCUCCACCUCCACCUCUCCUUUUUCUAUUCUAUUAAAACUCUCCAUUUUAUUCUAAUCCACAUAAACAUUGACACUUAUGUUUCUUGAGAUUUAGAAGUUUUUUGAAGAUAUUUUUUCCCUCCGGAUUUCUUGACUUUGAGAAACUCAACCAUACAGACAGGCACGCAGAAGAAAGAAGAAUAAUAAAGAUACUGAUUGACUUUUCAUAACAGCAGAUAUAAUAUGGCUGACUCUGGAACUGCAUUUAAUCUUGACCUGGUGAGACAAUCUUUGGAGAGACAAGAGGAUACAAUUGUCUUUUGUUUGAUAGAGAGAUCAAGAUUUCCUAGCAACUCUCCUCUGUAUAGUCAAAAUUUAGACUUGGUUCCUGGGUUUUCUGGUUCUUUAGUUCACUUCAUUGUUAAGGAAACUGAGGCAAUUCAAUCCAAGGCAGGGAGAUAUGAAAAUCCAGAAGAAAAUCCCUUCUUUCCAGAUGAUUUACCACACUCAGUAGUGCCAUCUCAUAAAUAUCCAAAGUUCUUGCAUCCUCCAGCUGCUUCUGUUGACGUUAAUAAACAAAUAUGGGAUAUGUAUUUCAAUAAGCUUCUCCCAUUGUUUGUUACUAAGGGGGAUGAUGGUAACUAUGCUUCAACAGCUGCUAAUGAUCUUAACUGUUUACAGGCCCUGUCUAGAAGAAUCCAUUAUGGAAAAUUUGUGGCUGAAGUCAAAUUUAGGGAAGCUCCUCAAGAAUAUGAACCUGCAAUUCGUUCUCAGGACAGAGAUGCUCUGAUGAACAUGUUGACAUUUAAGAAUGUAGAAGAGACAGUGAAGAAAAGGGUUGCAAAGAAGGCAACGGUGUUUGGACAAGACGUGAGUCAUGGAAACAAUACCAGCGCUGAAAAAUACAAGGUUGAUCCUUCUAUACUAUCGCAUCUCUAUGACGAAUGGGUAAUGCCACUCACCAAGCUCGUUGAAGUUGAGUAUCUCCUCCGCCGAUUGGAUUGAAAUCCUCACGUUCUUCAUUACUGAAAAUUCUUCAUGGAUUCUAGUGAACGUAGGUAAGGGGGCAAACAUAUAUAUGGAGAAGUAUGUAUGUUUUUAUUGUCCAUGCGUACAUGGAUGUAUGCCUUAUUAUUCUUGUCAGAUUGAGAAAUAAAGUCAUCAUUGCAGCCUUUGUCUUU
Messenger RNA from Ricinus communis (castor bean), 1366 nucleotides. Its product is annotated as chorismate mutase 2. Gene Ontology annotation, molecular function: chorismate mutase activity. Gene Ontology annotation, biological process: chorismate metabolic process; aromatic amino acid biosynthetic process. The coding region runs from base 429 to 1190 and encodes 253 amino acids. The transcript is spliced from 6 exons. The record is from RefSeq and is a predicted model, not a curated record. Gene Ontology annotation, cellular component: cytoplasm. NCBI's taxonomy places the organism in Eukaryota, Viridiplantae, Streptophyta, Magnoliopsida, Malpighiales, Euphorbiaceae.